UAUCAGCCUCGCUUAUCCUGGUUCUUCCCCUCCUGCACGUCGUAGCCACAUGACUUGGCGAGUAUCACAACUGCCGCCCACCUUCAUCUUCCUCUUUCAUCCACCACGACGAGAGCGCAAACAUGCUAUGCAACAUUUGCGUUGGUGUUCUAACACACCGAGCGAAUCUUAUCGCGAAAGAACAUGGAGAUGAUGGUCUCGCCAUCAUGUGCGCACACCACCGAACGCUAGAAACCCUUGAGAUGUCUGCAGCGCAAGGAUGCCACAUAUGUCAAGCAUUUUGGUUGCAAGUGUCUGAGACUGAACAAGACGCUUUGCGAGCUGCUGAGACGAAACGACUCUUAGCGACCCCUGGCCGACCGCCGGAAAAGCCAGAACCCGAUAACCUGGAAGAGUACUUCGAAUGGCUAACUUUCACCCUGCUUCUCAAAGAGCCAUGGGGCUUGGGGGUGGAUUACGUUUUGAUGCUAAAGUUCAGUGGCGAGGGAGUCGAUUGGAGAAGUGUCAGCCCUAAAGAUACUCCUGCGCUUGGUUUUCACACUUUUCAGAUAUGCUUCAAUCCAGACCGUCAACUUACUCAAGCAGUCAACUCAUACAGCACAGAUUCAGAUGAAUUCUGGGCUACUGCAAUGACAUGGUUCGACCAAUGCGUUAAAACGCAUGUGAAAUGCAACCCAAACCGCGACCGUCCGGCCUGGUACCCAACAAGGCUACUGGAUCUUGGAUCAGGUCAAAAUGAUAACCAAAUCUUGCGGCUGAUUCAAACAGCCGAUGAAUCGAUGAGUGGUCCGUACGUGACAUUGAGCCACUGCUCGGGGAAAUCCCAGUUCAUCCAACUGAACAAGAACACUUCCGCCAGUCUGCGCUCUGGCGUUUCCAUCGAAGUCAUGCCAAAGACCUUUAGAGAAGCUAUUCUAACAACGAGACGAUUCGGUACCAGGUACAUUUGGAUCGACAGCAUGUGUAUACAGCAGGACGAUCAAUCUGACUGGUUUCAUGAAGCAGCGCUCAUGCACAAAGUAUACUCGCAUUCAUAUUGCAAUUUUUCUGCUGCUUCGGCACUCGACGGCAGUCAAGGUCUCUUUCGCACGCGAGAUCCACAGGCGCUGAACGGGACACGAAUAGAACUCUGCGUCGCCGAUAUUGACGAAUCGCGUUCCCACAUCCAGUGCGACAUUCACAACUACUUCUUCUGGUCGCACAACAUCCCUGGCUGUAUCAUCAACAAACGUGCUUGGGUUGUCCAAGAACGUCUUCUCGCACCACGCGUUUUGUGCUUUGGCCACUCACAACUUCUCUGGGAAUGCAUGGAACAUGACGCCUCCGAGUCUUACCCAAACAGACUACCUGAUUUCUUCCAGAAACAAGUCUUCACCAACUUUAAGGCCCUGGACGCAGACACGUACAUCAGGAAGAUCGAAGCUCAAGGGCGUCAAGUCGAUGGAGACGUUGCCUGUUAUGUGAUCUGGAACAAGAUCAUCUCAGCGUACUCCGAAACACUCCUCACGGUAGCAACCGACAAACUGAUCGCGCUGUCUGGUAUUGCAAAGCGAAUGAGGCCGACCGUCAACAACGAUACAUAUGUUGCUGGUAUAUGGAGAAAGCACCUCGAAAGCGCAUUGCUUUGGCUAAUAAAAACUCACGAAAAGAUUGAUGGCUCGCCUUCCUGUCGACCUACACCCUACCGAGCUCCAACCUGGUCAUGGGCCUCAGUUGACGGCGUUAUGGUAACGGAAGCUGUGAGAAGUAAAAGCGAAUGGGCGAUCGAGGUUGUCGACCACCACCUUAAAUACGCGACAAACGAUACCACGGGUGUUGUUACCGGUGGCUGGCUUGACUUGCAAGGUGCACUGAAACCAUUAGGUGUUACGCACGAAACACAAGAUCGAUGGCGCAUGUUGGUAAACAACGUGCUUGUGCGCCCGCAAGACGAUAGUCUCCCAGACUGGAAGCGUAUAGGUCCUCUUGUUCACCUCGACGUACCCGCUACAGAUGACGCUUUUGUGCACGACAUGAUUCAGCAGCGUCUCUUCUUUAUGAUCGCUCGGACACCAGAGAGCGACAAUGAGUACAUCCCGAUCUUGUUGCUACGUCUCUGCGAUGCAGAGCGGAGGUUGUUCGAGCGCAUUGGUAUCGCAACUGGUGGUCCGAAAGGUGGAACAGAGUUACUACUAGCGGAGCUUGACGAAGAGACAAGAGCUUCUCUGCCUUGUCUCCGCUACGAGAAAGGGCUGCAUACGGUUCGAAUGAUCUAAAAUGAUGUGUUUGUUCCAUACUCACGAAACAAGCUUGAUGUAUUCCACAAGCGGGUGACGGUGGCAAAUACAUGGUGAGUUUCUGUUAGGUCCCCACUAGAACUCAAUCUACCUCGCAAUGCGUCAACGGUACAAAAAUGUACUAGAUUAGAAGCAAGCAUCUACUGUGG
Molecule: messenger RNA, 2425 nt
Organism: Alternaria alternata
Lineage: Eukaryota; Fungi; Ascomycota; Dothideomycetes; Pleosporales; Pleosporaceae
Product: HET-domain-containing protein
Exons: 4
Coding region: 123-2255 (710 amino acids)
Source: RefSeq, a predicted model, not a curated record